AUGCCUAAUAUAGAAACCAUGUCAGAGAAACUGCGCCAAGUCGCAAGGAUUUACCUGAAAAUACUCCACUCCUUUUACAGCUUGUACAAAAUGUUAAAAAUACAGUUGCCAGCGAAGAGCAUCCGCUUGGAGUCCAGCAUGUCGCAUUUGGGAAUUUUCUUCGAGAAUUUAAACGCGGUUCCAGAUCUGCAGCUGACUCCCGAUAUUGAAAAUAAACUACGGGAGCUAAGAGUGCGGUUGGAGGAAAUCGGACGGCUGAUAUUUGCCGUUGGAAUGAAUGACAGCAGUAUGGUCGGUGAUAUAAUGACGGGUCAACGGGUGGCAUUGGAAGAAAAAGCAAAAGAGUUCGCAGUUCUACGCAAAAAUUUUUUUAACGCGGCUGCCAGAAGAACCAUCAAUCCAGCAGCGCAACAACUCAUCAAGAACGAAGAUGCUCAGAUAAUAUGGGAGGAGUGUUUCGGGAGCAGUAGACAGGUGCAACUUACAGCAUUCUACAGUAAAAUCAAAGAAAUCCUAGGAAAAGAACCACCGUGUACCAUGGAUGACUUGAGACCUUUCUUUGGAAGUGAUAUGGUUGACUUGAAAAGUUUCAACGUGUUCGUCAAUAUCGGGAACGCCAACCACGUGUACGCCCUCAACGACCAAAUACUCGUCGGUCAUGGUAAAUCGGUGACGAGUUUCCUGUCAUUACAACGUCGACUGGGUCAUUUACAUACUCCGCUACUACGUCACAGGGAUGCACAGCGAACUGAACAAAAGACGAGCAGGAAGAAACCAUCAACGGAGGUAACUACUACUAUAGCGUCGGCUUCGAACUGGAAUCCUCAACCACAGACAGAUCGAUGGUCGUGGAUUCGGUCGAAAGUCACACGCUGGAUUAACCAGACAACCGAAUUGAGCAAGUAUUUCUACGGACGUUGUGACAGACAGGACGUAGACGCUGGUCUCCAUAACGACACACCCGGGACGUUUCUAGUUCGGUUUGGAGACAGACCUCACGAAACCAACCAACUAUGUGUAUCCUUUGUGCACGUCAUGCCGUACAAACAGGACAACAGUUGGAAGGAAUGGUUCAUGCGAAAACACGUGCCAGUACAUCAGAUGAUACACUAUGGAUUGUUGGUGUAUUAUGUGAAUGGAACCGUGUCACCUGCAGCUACACUGGAGCCUUGUCCCUCUGGCUGGAUCGAACUUGGAGAGAAGUGUUAUUUGAUUGAAUAUCAAGACCAAAAAACUUGGGAAGAAGCGCGUGCCGCGUGUAGGUCAAUGCCAGGCGCAGAUCUCUUGGUGUAUGACAACGAGGAAGAAAAACUGUUCAUCAACAGCGAGCUGGAAACUCUGACAGUUGACAUGCAUCUAUGGAUUGGAAUGAUAGCAGAAAGUUUAUCAUUUGGUGAUUUGCGUUAUCAUUGGAUCAACGAUCAAGAGCAUGAAGUGAAUAUGUCCAACUGGGAAGCUGGCCAGCCAGAUAAUGCAUAUGAUUUUGAGUUUUGUGUGGACGUGUUAGGUGGUACAAGAAAGCCAUACGCUAUUGGAGUUUGGCGUGAUACACUAUGUGAUGAAAUACAGGGCUAUAUCUGCGAGUCUGGGCAGAUAGGUAGAGUAUUGGUGAUCUCUACGCAUGCGUAA
This is a messenger RNA of Saccoglossus kowalevskii, 1629 nucleotides long. RefSeq lists its product as uncharacterized. The record is from RefSeq and is a predicted model, not a curated record. Lineage: Eukaryota; Metazoa; Hemichordata; Enteropneusta; Harrimaniidae.